Wasmannia auropunctata (little fire ant) is the source of this 4220-nucleotide messenger RNA. RefSeq names its product hemicentin-2-like. Gene Ontology annotation, molecular function: protein binding. The record is from RefSeq and is a predicted model, not a curated record. Lineage: Eukaryota; Metazoa; Arthropoda; Insecta; Hymenoptera; Formicidae. The transcript is spliced from 13 exons. The coding region runs from base 1 to 2958 and encodes 985 amino acids.
AUGUUCGUGCAAACAAUCGUGCCGUUUAAUGCACUUGAACGAACGGCAAUACGGCCACCUCCUCCCUCGGAAUUUUCAUCGUUCAUUGGCAACGUCGGAGAGCGAUUGGCAUUCGAGAUUCGUCAAAAGUUCAAGGGACUUGGAGCGGAGCCAGCGGUUGUCACUCGUUACACGUGUGUGCGCGCGGGUACGUGCAUGUGUGGACGCAAGUGCGUUCUCUGUCCCGAGAAUGUCCCGAAACAAAGAAGUCUAAGAAGAAAAGGUCUGAGAACACUUCUUUCACUUAAUUUUCACGCCAUCGUUUUACCAUUGCGGCGUAAUGGUACCGGCCUGCAAGAAAUAACUGUGCUACCGACUAUUGCUCUUGACGGUGUAAUCGGAAACAAGGUGCAGCUCCCUUGCGACAUUCGUUCCACCGAUAACGAUGAAAUUAGCAUGGUGCUUUGGUACAAGGAAGGCAGAGGUGAACCGAUUUACAGCUUCGACGUUCGCGGCCGGCGGUACAGCAACGCCCGUCUUUGGUCGUCGCCCUCGGCAUUGGGACCAAGAGCUUUUUUUGUCACGGCGACGAAUCCGGCUCACCUCAGCAUCGAUCGGCUGGAGAGCACCGACGAGGGGAUCUACCGGUGCCGGGUGGACUUCAGAAACUCGCCGACGCGGAAACAAAGGAUGAACUUAACCGUUAUAGUGCCUCCAUCGAAGCCGGUAAUAUUGGAUGGGGAUACGAGGGCUGUUUGGGGCCUCGAGGAGCGGUACAACGAGGGGAGCGACGUGAACCUGAUUUGCGAGGUCCGCGGUGGCAAGCCGCGCCCAAAGCUGACGUGGUAUCUCGACAAUACCGUGAUAGACGAGUCCUAUCACUACGAUACCCAGCUCGAGUUAACGGUUAACCACUUGGCGUAUCCGAAAAUUGGGCGACAACACCUCCAGGCGAGGCUGAUCUGUCAGGCCAGCAAUACGAACUUGGUGCCGCCGCAAGCCAAAUUGCUCGUCCUCGAAAUGAACCUAAAACCGUUGAUAGUUCAAAUCCUGACGAAGGAAACGAAGGUUUCAGCAGACAAAAAUUACGAUGUGGAAUGUCGAUCGAGCGGAUCACGGCCAAGCGCGGUGAUUACUUGGUGGAAGGCAAACAAGCCGAUCAUUUCGGAGAUUACAAACUAUCCGCUCGAGAACAAUCAGAGCCUGAGCAUCCUCAGAUUCAUGCCAACUAUAGAGGACGACGGUAAAUAUUUGACAUGCCGCGCGGAAAAUCCUGCUAUACCGGACAGCGCGCUGGAGGACAAGUGGCGGCUUGACGUACAAUACCAGCCGGUGGUCAUCCUGAGGAUGGGCGAGACGCUGAAUCCGGAUGACAUCAAAGAGGGCGACGACGUGUACUUCGAGUGUAUAGUGCGGGCGAAUCCGAAGGUGUACAAACUCGCCUGGUUCAAAGACGGCAAAGAAUUGAAGAACAAUGCGACGGCCGGUGUGGUCCUGAGCGAUCAAUCGUUGGUGCUCCAAGGAUUGACCCGUUACUCCGCCGGCGCUUACACCUGCCUCGCCGCGAACAGCGAGGGGAAGACGGCCAGCAAUCCGGUGUCUCUCCAGAUAAUGUAUGCGCCGGUGUGCAAGGAGGGCAAGAGCGAGGUGGUGGUGGGCGCUUUGAAACAGGAGACCGUGUCGUUAGUGUGCUCCGUGGAGAGCCAUCCGGCGCCAUUGACUUUCCAUUGGACAUUCAAUAAUUCCGGCGAGCUCGUCGAGGUACCGCACUCGCGUAUCUACUCCCACGUAUCGGCGCCCGGCGCGCCGGACGGCCAGAGAGAGUACGAGCAGUUUCGUGGAUUCAGACUGAACUACACCCCGGCCACGGAAAUGGAUUACGGUACGGUGGCGUGCUGGGCGAGCAACCAGGUUGGCAAGCAACGAACACCUUGCCUUUUUCAGGUUAUAGCCGCGGGUCGCCCGUACGCUCUUCACAAUUGCAGCGCCACGGAGAUGUCAGCGCCUCUGGACAUGGAGGAGCUUGGCACGAAGUCGGGGACGGGAUUGGUGGUCCGGUGCCUGGAGGGCUACGACGGAGGUCUUCCGAUAUACAGUUAUCAGCUGGAGGUCGUGUCCGACGAGGACGGAGGUCCGAUUCUCCUAAAUAAAACCGUGCCGGCGGGCCCCAACGGGCCGACAUUCGAGGUCGCGGGACUAACGACGGGAAGGAGCUAUCGACUUUUCCUCUACGCGAUUAAUGCGAAGGGGAGGAGCGAGCCUGCCAUCCUCGAGCCGGUAACCCUGAAGGGUGUCGCUAUGUACACGACUGGCAACACCGAUGCAUCGAUGCUGAAUCCGUUGUUGCUGGGCUUGGCAGCCAUGGCGACCCUUUUGGCCCUGGCCGUUGCUGGAAUCCUGGCGGCGCUCUACCGGAAGCACUCCACCGGUCGACCCGGAAGUCCAAAGCACGCUCCCAUCGUAUGCGAGCCGCCUAAUGCAGGUGCAACCACCCCGGUGCACCCUCAGACCAAGCAGGCGGUCGAUGACAUCGAUCCGGACAUCAUACCCAACGAGUACGAAAGAAGACCCCUAACGUAUACUACCGUCUAUAAGACACCGCCACAACGAAGAAAGAAAGCUCGCGCCGAUGAGGACGCCUCGCCGGAGAAAAGGCCGAUCGUUCAGCACGGUCUAGACCUGCCCCCGGAUCCGAUGUUGACCGACUGCCUGCCAACGCCUACCAUAAAUUACCCGCAAAAUCACGUGUCUCAGCAAAGCGCUUAUCAUCCGCCCACGAUGGCUGAUUUCAAGCAGAUGGCGAUGGACGCCUACAAUCAGCGUAACAACCAAAACGUAUAUUAUAGCCUUCAGAGGACGAGCAAAGGGCUCUCGUCGAUGCCACAGAGGCCCGUUUCAUCGUCGAUCUCCGCGCAAGGCAAAUUCCAUCAACCUGAAGUGGUGACACGCUCGAAUCGGAUACAGGAGAGCUGUAUAUAAGUUCGGCAGGAGGGUGGAUCGGGGAGGGGGGAGAGGGAGAGAGGUUUCCCCUGCGGGAUCAACCUCGUGAGCUUCUAAGACGCCGCCGGCGAUUAUAUUUACACGUGUAAAUGUAACGAGUACGGGCGGAGAGCAGCGUUAUAUGUGGGAGAGAUCCGUGGAUCCCCGAGACGCGUUGCGCGAAGUCUAAACGUGGUAUCUUCCCAUAGUUGGUACACGAGAGUUUCGCGAAUCCACUCCGCGAAACAUACUUAACGUUUACUGUACAAAACCGUAGAGAGGCUGAUGGUGUGUUCCAGAUCGUAUUGAUGAUGGGAACGCGGUCUCUCCUCGAGAUUACUUUGCGCCGAUGCCGCCGGGGACGGCGCUAUAACAUUUUCAUAUAUAAUUUUGCGGGGGAGAUGAGAAAGAGAGAGGUAGGAAAACGACGAGUUAGCGAGUUAGAGAGAUGGUUAACCCGUACAUGUCCAAAAGUAUUUCUUUACUGCCAUACUGAGGUAUAAAAAACGGUAUAUCGUAACGUACAAAGAGUCUAACCCCUAAAAAGUAGUUAAUGUCAAUAACGAGGAAGAGAUGAUGAGGCUGGGUCAAAGCGAGCUGAAGGAAAUUUUAACGGCGCUUUAUAUAUUUUAUUCAUACUUCCGGUAUUUCCGAGUCGCGCACAAAACGGUGUCUCUAUACAUAUUAUAUGUAUAUGGACACCCCCGCCACGCUAAUUCUUUUCGAACUUUUUACAACCUGUCGAAACUACUUUCAAGCGAGUCGCUCUCACAGCAGCGACCUGUGAGAUAACAGACGAUCAGGAAGAUUAUUCUCGCGAUCAGAGCUCGAUUCUCCAGCCUUAUCCUCGAGAAAAUACUAACGAUAUUAAUGUGAUCGUAUUCGAAGCUCAUCACUGCUCAUGUUUUUUCGUACGCAAAAUUUUUAUAAGACAGCCCCAGACACGGAGAAAAAAGUAAAAUAAAUUCGUUGAAAAAAAAGACUUCGCCGAACUCGAGAGAAUCUCUUAAAUGGAGCGACGUCUUCGUUCCCGAUCACUGAUCACGCGGCACACGAACGUGGGAAUUUUACUGUUUAUAUAUGGAACUAGUUUUUGUACAAAGAUUCUAUUGUAAAUAGACACGAGCCUGGCCCUAGAAUUAUAGUCACUAAUGUCCGAAUUUCAUCCGUUACACGUUAAGUCGAGAGAAGAUGUCCGAUCGCGUUUAAGAUAAAGCUCGAUGGCAUGCGAAUACGAAUAAAGAGAAUACGUUUCAUCUGUU